Myzus persicae (green peach aphid) is the source of this 2257-nucleotide messenger RNA. RefSeq names its product myocyte-specific enhancer factor 2-like. Gene Ontology annotation, biological process: cell differentiation; positive regulation of transcription by RNA polymerase II. The transcript has 9 exons. The record is from RefSeq and is a predicted model, not a curated record. Lineage: Eukaryota; Metazoa; Arthropoda; Insecta; Hemiptera; Aphididae. Bases 211 to 1680 code for a protein of 489 amino acids. Gene Ontology annotation, molecular function: protein dimerization activity; DNA-binding transcription factor activity, RNA polymerase II-specific; histone deacetylase binding.
CACACCUAUUGUGGUGCGUACGUCGCGACUGAAGACGACAGACCCGUUUUCGGUGGUGGUCGGUCGUGGAUAAAUAUUAUUAUUUUUUUCGGAUCGGAAAGAAAAUACAUGGUACCUACAUUAAUACACACACAAUCGCAUUAUCGUUAACUCUGUUGCCGCGUUCAUUAGUCGCGUCCUCCCCGUGAGCACUAAGAAGUUAUCGUGUGUAUGUAUAUCGUUCGAGAACGUGUGAGGAGAUCAAUUCAACAAGGAGUAUUGAGCUCAUCGUCGGGUCGUCGUCUUCACCCUCGUCUUCGGUGGAGAAAUACGAUCGUCAUCGAUAAGACAAACAGAAUUCCAAGAAGUAGUGAACGGCGCCGUUCAGCGGACCCUAACGCCGCCGCCGCCACCAUGGGCCGUAAGAAAAUACAGAUAUCGCGGAUCACCGACGAACGCAAUCGCCAGGUUACCUUUAACAAGAGAAAAUUUGGCGUCAUGAAAAAAGCAUAUGAACUGAGUGUGUUAUGCGAUUGUGAAAUUGCUCUAAUCAUAUUCAGCAGCUCUAAUAAAUUGUAUCAAUAUGCUAGUACAGACAUGGAUAAAGUGUUGCUCAAAUAUACAGAGUACAAUGAACCUCACGAAUCGCUCACCAAUAAGAAUAUUAUCGAACAAUUGAACAAAAAAGAACUUAAAGGUGGUGCAUUGAGCCCUGAGAGUCCAGACGAAAGCUGUGAUGGUACACAAGGACCAUACCAACUUACACCAAGAACUGAAGCAAAAUACAGUAAAAUCGAUGAAGAGUUCCAGCUUUUAAUGCAACAUCAAAGAAUGGCCAGAAAUAAUGUCAGUGCUAACUAUUCACUUCCUACCACUAUGCCUGUAAACAACAUGUAUAAUGACUCUGGGAACUUACAACUGCAACACAAUGCUAGCCCAAGACCUCCAUCUUCUUCUGAUGCUGAUUCUGUCUACCCUCCUGGCAGUAUGUUGGAAAUGAGUAAUGGAUACCAAGCAUCUUCAUCGCCCGCACUAGUCAAUUCACCUUCUUCUCCGGGACAACUAGUCAUGUCACCAUCGCCUACGCCCAAAGCCUUAAAUGCUUCUAAUAGAGCUACUCCACCGCCAAGACAUCAUUCACCUAGACCCAAUUUGCGUAUAGUCAUGCCCAAUGCUCCUAGUCAUCACGAAGACAAUAAUGCAAACUCAAUUAACACACCAACUGUCUCUCUAAACACACCAGUUGUAGCGCUUCAUACACCUGGAUUGGGUGGCUCUUAUCAUGGGAUUUUUACUGAUCUUACAUCUACCGACAUGGGUCUUUCAUCAGCAUUGAAUUGGUCUAAUCAACUAGCACACAACAGUGGAAUGUCUCACCUAGGAGUACCAAAUUCAUCACCACCUUCUUCACCAUCACCAAAUUCCGUCCGUAUUAAAAGCGAGCCUAACUCGCCACCACAUUUACAUCACCAUACGUCUUCAGCAACCUCUGGAACAGCACCUAACUCUGUUGUUUCACAUUCUAUCAGUCAUUUAUCUUUACCACAUGCUCACUCUUCGAUACCGUCCCAUCACUUGUCUGUCACAGAACGUUUUAUACUAGGCGGACAGUUGCCCAGUAACCAGAGCUUAGUAGAUUCAAGACAUGACUUUGAAGGAGGACCCCCACCAAAAAGAUUGCGUGAUACUUGGCCAACAUGACUAAAUUGUUAAGUACAGAUGACAUCACACUGCUACUUUAUCCAAAAUAUUUUUCUUGAACAUAUAGAUUAUUUAUUUUAUAUUUAUGGACCGCAUGACUUCUACUCUCUAUACAGGACAACCUAUGACUUACAUUAAGUAACUAAAUUAUUUUUGAAAAUUCCUUUUCUUUUUAUCCCAUAUUUUUGUUUUUUUUCAUUGUUAACUCCAUAACAUAUCUUUACUAUGUUUUUAACAUUUGUAAAUAAAUUUGUAUUUAUUUAUUAAUUUUAUUUUGUCAUCAGUUAUGAUAAUAUGCUGAUCAAAAUACAUAUUACAAAAAGUUAAUGUCUAGUCCUGUUACAAUAGAAUGUAGGCUACAUUUACUAGUCAAUAAAACAAUAAGACGAAAAUUGAUUAUAUUGGCCAAAAUUCAAUUAUAGACUAAGUAAAUAUUAUAUUGUUGUUAAAUUACACUAACAUAUUUUAAAUUAGAUGUUUUGUUUGUUAAAUAACAUUUGAGAAGAGUACAUUUAAAUUAAAAUUACACAAAUUGUAUGUACAUUAUUGUUGUGUGAACAUGUAGUAGAUACAAAAA